Aspergillus melleus is the source of this 1329-nucleotide messenger RNA. RefSeq lists its product as uncharacterized. Gene Ontology annotation, molecular function: FAD binding. Gene Ontology annotation, biological process: secondary metabolite biosynthetic process. The record is from RefSeq and is a predicted model, not a curated record. The transcript has 3 exons. The coding region runs from base 1 to 1329 and encodes 442 amino acids. Lineage: Eukaryota; Fungi; Ascomycota; Eurotiomycetes; Eurotiales; Aspergillaceae.
AUGUCCUCGACAAAGAAGGAUUUCCAAGUUGCCGUCGUCGGCGGCGGCAUUGCCGGUCUCACGCUUGCCAUCACGCUGCAUCAUCGCGGCAUCCCCGUGACAAUCUACGAGCAAGCCUGUGCCUUUGCGGAAAUCGGCGCAGGCGUCUCGUUCGGUCCGAAUGCAGUCGAGGCCAUGAAGGCCUGCCAUGGCGGCAUCCACGCUGCGUUCGAGAAAGUAUGCACGCGGAACCUAUGGCCAUCGAAACAGAAAGUAUGGUUCGACUACCUCGACGGAUGGAGUCAGGGCGAGUCUCGGGACGCGCAAAACGCCAGCCGGCAAGACAUCGCGUUCACGAUAUCCAACGCUAUCGGCCAGACGGGCGUGCAUCGGGCUCAUUUUCUUGAUGAGUUGAUUAAGCUGAUUCCGGCGGAUAUUGCGCGGUUUAACAAGCGGUUGGAGAAUAUCGUGGAGCGGAAGACUGAUGGGAAAUUGGUGAUGCAGUUUGCCGAUGGCGAGGAGCAUGAGACGGAUUUGGUUAUUGGGUGUGAUGGGAUCAAGUCGCGCGUGCGGCAGAUCAUGGUCGGCGAGGGCCAUCCAUCUGCGAAUCCGACGUAUACGCAUAAGUAUGCCUAUCGCGGGCUGGUCCCGAUGGAUAAGGCGAUUGAAGCGAUUGGCGAGGAACUUGCUUCCAAUGCGUGCAUGCACAUGGGCCCCGGCGGCCACAUGUUGACCUUCCCCGUCAACCAAGGCAAAACGCUCAACAUCGUUGCCUUCCACACGAGUCCCGAGCCUUGGGCUGAGUAUCCCCGACUGACGCGCGACGGGACCCGGGAGGAGGUUCUGCGGGAUUUCGCAGGCUACGGACCCAACGUGAUUAACCUGUUGAAGUUGACUGAUCCGAAACUCAGCGUCUGGGCAAUCUUCGAUCUCGGCGAACACCCCGUCCCUACAUUCUACCAAGGCCGAGUCUGCAUCUCCGGCGACGCAGCGCACGCCACGUCACCGCACCACGGAGCCGGCGCUGGCUUCUGCAUUGAAGACACGGCUGUUCUGGCGGCCAUGCUGGAAGAUGAUCGGGUGACGUCGGUGCGAGAUCUCGAGGCCGUGCUGGCUACGUUUGAUAGCUGUCGACGCGAGCGCACGCAGUGGCUGGUUCAGAGUAGUCGGUUUAUUGGAGAUUGUUAUGAGUGGCGGGCUGAGGGGGUGGGAAGGGAUUUCAAGAAGAUCGAGGAGGCGAUUAAUUAUCGGAAUGGGGUCAUUGCGAAUGUGGAUGUUAGGAAAAUGUGUAAGGAUGCGGUAGAGGAGCUGGGGAGCAGGUUGUCAAGGCAGGUGAAGGGGUCUCUCUGA